This is a messenger RNA of Dunckerocampus dactyliophorus (ringed pipefish), 3462 nucleotides long. It is a transcript of the gene ankrd13a, whose product is annotated as ankyrin repeat domain 13A. Gene Ontology annotation, cellular component: cytoplasm. Gene Ontology annotation, molecular function: protein binding. Bases 192 to 1997 code for a protein of 601 amino acids. The record is from RefSeq and is a predicted model, not a curated record. The transcript has 15 exons. Lineage: Eukaryota; Metazoa; Chordata; Actinopteri; Syngnathiformes; Syngnathidae.
UUUGAGGAAGGCUGGGGUUAGAAGUCGUGUCUGACUCCAACUGCUUCAACUCGUAUUUUUUUCCUGAAAUGUCAACGUCAUGACCGAUAUUGAUAGUGAAAGUUGGCUGGAUGAGGACAUAGCGAUCACGGUGGUUGUAUCUAUGAGAAGCUGGCUAUCGUUGCUGCUCUAAAGCUUCAAAUAGUGGGAAGAUGUCCAUCGCUAACGUUAGCGAAGACAUCCGAGUGGAGUUCCCACUGCACUCGGCAGUUUGGGAGAAUGAUUACAGAAAGCUGGAACAACAGAUUAUACUGCCGCAGAUUGAUAUUGAGUCUGUGGAUUCGAGAGGCCGGACACCUCUACAUCUGGCUGUGUCGCUGGGACACUUGGAGUCAGUGAGAGUCCUCCUGAGACAUGGAGCUCAAGUUACGAAAGAAAAUGCCAAGAAUUGGACAGUUCUACAGGAAGCUGUCAGCACAGGAGACCCAGAGAUGGUUCAGUUAGUCCUUCAACGGAGAGACUACCUUAAAGCCUCCACCGCUUUGGAAGGAGUACCUGAGCUUUUGUCAAAGAUCAGAGAGUCUCCAGACUUCUACAUGGAAAUGAAGUGGGAAUUCACCAGUUGGAUCCCCCUUCUAUCACGGGUUUGUCCAAGUGAUGUGUGCCGCAUUUGGAAAAGUGGCGCAAGCUUGCGCGUGGACUCUACUCUUCUAGGCUUUGAGAAUAUGACUUGGAUCAGGGGGAGAAGAAGCUACAUUUUCAGAGGAGAUGAUUCCUGUGCAGAAUUGAUUGAGGUGAACCAUGAUGAUCAAGUAGUGGACACUGAGCGUUUCAUCAUAUCCCAAGAGAUGGAGGAUAUCACACUAGAGUCAAUGCAGCCAGCUGAACAGGAAGUGGCCAAAAGGUUGACGACUCCAAUUGUCAACACCUACUUGGAUACAAGGGACAUUGCUUUUGAAAGGAACAAGUCUGGGAUUUGGGGCUGGAGGACUGACAAAACUGAAGUAGUCAACGGAUUUGAAGCAAAGGUUUUCAGUGUAAACAAUGUGAAUGUUGUCAUCAGGACAAGGACUGAGCAUCUUACAGAUGAGGAAAAAGCCAGGAUAAAAAGUGAAAGGAACAUCCUGGAGUCGCUGCUUGGGACAGUGGAACAGCACAUAAGUGCACAAGGGGACCUGACACUUGAAUAUGCAACUGCCACCAAUCCCACAGCCAUCACUCCAGAGGAAUAUUUCAAUUCCAAUUUUGACUUGGGGAACAGAGACAUUGGCCGACCAAUAGAGCUCAGCAUCCGAACACAGAAGUUUAAAGGUACAUUGUGGAUGAGCGAAGAACAUCCCCUGUCCCUGGUGGAGCAGGUGACCCCCAUCAUUGACCUCAUGGCUCGGACCAGUUCGCAUUUUGCACGGCUACGAGACUUUGUCACACUGAAAUUCCCUCCUGGGUUUCCUGUCAAAAUUGAGAUUCCACUGUUUCAUGUGCUGAAUGCCAGGAUUACUUUUGGAAAUGUUAAUAAAUGCAGUACAGAAGAGGAAGCCAACAUAACACCAGCAGCCACACCGUCACCCACAGGAGACGACAAAGAAGCCAGUGUACCUCCAACAUUCCAGGUGUGUCCGUCGGUGUUUGUGGUACCUGACAACUACCAUCGCAGAGGGGGCAGCCGUCACGCUCCUGUGCCCAAUAACGACGAGGAGUUUUUACAGUACGCUAUUCAUCAAAGUCUCCUGGAUUCCCACAGAGUCCAAAGCCAGGAGGGGAUAUGGGAUGAUGCACACAGCGAACUCACUGAUGUCAUGGCCAACAGCCAGAGCGACAGGAGUAUCCCAGAGGGGGUGCUAGUGGAUUACGGUGACACCUCCAGCCCCACAAGCACCUUCUCCACCUCUAGCCCCGACUCUGAGCUCCACUUGGCCAUGGAGCUCUCAGUGCGGGCUCAGGAGCAAGAGGAGCGCCUGAGGAGGCAGGAGGAAGAGGAGCUAGAGAAGAUUUUGCAGCUGUCACUUACUGAGAAGUAGAAGGAUAUAAGGAGGGAAUGGGAAUAAGAUCCAGAAGCAACCACCUCACCUCAGUUUCAGCAUUCAGUCAUCUAUGCAACAGCAGAUGUUUCCCUUUAAACAACUCAUUCUUACUCGACUUUUUAAAGGGUAUUUUUCGGUAAGCGGUAACUACACACUAUGUUUCUGUCUUCCAACUUGAUCUAUUUACUCUGAGGUGUUGAGGUUUUUUAGUACCUUUAACGGCAGCCCACAUCAUCUCUUGGUCUUAAGGCAGCUCACAGGAAUGUAAUUUAAAAAAAAUAAUACUUCAGGUGACUCCACGUAAGUGUUGGCACUCCAGUUUAACUCCUAAAGUGCCAGCGCACUGCAUUUCAUUUUGUUCUGUCCUUGGCAUGUCUAACCUUACGUCAUUGAUCUGAUGGCUGGGGAGGGUAAUAAUAUUCCCACUUCGUUGAGGGACAUGAUGGAUUUGAUACAAGAAGCUGUUUCCAUGGAAUAACAAAUCUCAGGGGUCCCGUUUUACACAUCUCUCUCUCUCAGAAGUAGGUUUUAAAGUACUGGCAAUUUCUCACAUAUCACACUGCCCUACUUGUUCCACUCAUGGCUUUGAUUCAGUUAAAAAUAUAUGCAGGUUUCUUGUGCUUUUCAGAAAGCUAAGGAGAACAUGCUGGUAGGAAAUGAAUAUCACUGCAGCAAUUGAAUAUUCAGAUUUUUGUUUUAAUAUGAGUUUUAUGAUUCCACCCCAUCCCCGUUCGAGUGAGUACUGUGCAGGGAUACAAUCCUGUGCAAAGUGUUGCAGUCUGUUUAUGUUCCAAAAGGCAAUCUGCAUUUAUUGUCAGCCGCCUGUAGCCACAAACAACUGUAAACCUCUUGAUUGUUUGUUUCAGCAUGUGCCAACAGUUUGUCACUUGGUGGAAAGUUAGCCUGUGCCACUUAAAAAUUUGUGAAGUUUUAAUUAUCAGGAAGCAAGCGGACAUUGCAUCCACACAGAUGCUGAAUAACCGCGGUAGUUAUUUUACUUACGGACAACUCUGCAAAUCUUAGUGAUCCCUGAUGAAAAACCACUUGUUAGAACCAUAUCUUUUUUUCUUUUUGCCAAACUGGUGAAUACUGGGAUUUUUACAAAGCCAACUUUGGUUCAUUUAACUGCGAUGUACUGUAUGUAACACCCCAUUUGAGCUGCAGUUUUUCCUAAAAAUUAAAGCACUUUAAUUCCAUGCACUAUGAUGGUGACUUCCUGCAUUUAAUUUACAAGAAUGCAGGCAUACAUACACUUCAUUAAACACUGCGAUCCAAUAAGAGUUCUGUCAAAAAAUCUGCCUUUGUAAUGAUCAAUUAUAAUUAGCAAUUAAUUGAACAAUGUGUUUAUUAUUGUGCUUAUAGUCUGCAGUGGUGUAAAACUAAUAUUUUGAUGACCUAACUUGGCUGUACGUUUUUGAUAGAUACAGUAGACACAACCUUACCUAAUUUACAUCAAGACAGU